AUGCAAUCCUGCCAAACCAAACUCAUCGCCGCUCCCACGAGCUCACCCAAACCACAACCCAAGUCCCGAGCCAAAGAUGACGCCAACGAGAAGAACAGAGGAAAGACGACAUCUGCUGAGGAUGUCAUGCCGCAGAACACUCUUGGCUCAGAAGGGUCGAGGCAAAAAGAAGGGAAAACAGCGUGGCACAUGGAAGGUUGGCUGAACGAGACGAGUGGAGAGGAGGCGUGGAGUGUGCACGGGCGCUUCUAG
Macroventuria anomochaeta is the source of this 252-nucleotide messenger RNA. RefSeq lists its product as uncharacterized. The transcript is spliced from 2 exons. NCBI's taxonomy places the organism in Eukaryota, Fungi, Ascomycota, Dothideomycetes, Pleosporales, Didymellaceae. Bases 1 to 252 code for a protein of 83 amino acids. The record is from RefSeq and is a predicted model, not a curated record.